Messenger RNA from Cantharellus anzutake, 1959 nucleotides. RefSeq lists its product as uncharacterized. The coding region runs from base 344 to 1537 and encodes 397 amino acids. The record is from RefSeq and is a predicted model, not a curated record. NCBI's taxonomy places the organism in Eukaryota, Fungi, Basidiomycota, Agaricomycetes, Cantharellales, Hydnaceae. The transcript has 5 exons.
GUUUGUUGUUUGAAGUUCCCCGACCCUCCAGGCCUCAACGUUCCAAUUCGAUCUGACUGGGCUACCGUGCCAUUUUCAUGCCCGUCGAGGAUGUAAAUGCUACCCUUCAACAACCUUUGACCGACUUGAGCGGGGUCCCUGUCGUGAAUGUCAUCUCCCCCACACCGCUCAAGAGUGAUAUUCGCAACCGCGAGGCCAACAUCUCGACACCAACACUGAGAGGGGAUUCCCGUACUCUUAAGCCCCCUCACACGUCUUUUCGGGUGCUAUAUCGUGGCUCAUUGUGUUUCUUGAAUGGAGAAACCAACAUUUCCCUUGAAGGUGAUUGCGAACAAUAACCUUCAUGAACAAACUUCACGCCCACAAACCUUCGCUAGGAAUAUGCUUUGUUGCCUGUUUCCCCCUGGCUCCAACUUCUUCUCUCAUGACCUCCCGUCUGGCUCUUGCCCUCGAAUCACAAAGGGGACGACCAACCCUGAACAUUAACUCGGUGGUGCCAUUCUCAUCUGUUGAGAGCCGACUCGACAUCUCGAUUGAUGUGCAUGUGCAUAUACAUCCUCAGUCCCUGCUGGCGCUGGCUUACUUUGAAAGUAUAUUCUGCACCGAAACACUCUCUCGUCGGGAUAGUCGCGCUUCAUAUUGUGUCCAGAUAAGAUUGGAUGAUAUAGGAGACGAGAGCGAUGGUAUCGUCAUAUACGCAGAGCUGGACACUCAAGAAUUGAAUGGUGUAAACAAUGAUACCCCUCGCAUACUUCAUAUCCGUGCCGCACGGCUCAACCCAAUAUCUUCUACAAGUGACCAAAUAAAACGAAAACCACGACCCGAUGACCCCCUUCCACGCAAUCCCCUGUUAUCUGCUGCUACACUCUCCAAGUCAGAUUCUUUCACUAAGCGACGAAGAGAAAUGUCCGCUUCAUCUAUCUCUGUGGUGAGCUCGGACCGUGCUAAAAAGUUGGCUCGGACCGAAAGCACCAACUCCGUGAGGAAUAGUAUUUUCUUGGAACCUUCCGUCCCAUCCAAAGUGAAGGUGUCAGGAACACUCUCACGGACUAAGUCUUUCCAGCCAUCAGGGGAUGGCGCGAGGGAAUGGCCUGGUGGAAAUGCAAUGAAAGUCCCCAAACCACGAAAGCCUUCUAUUCAGGGCCGGCUUCACCCGGAUCUUUAUGGGGAAGAGGAUGAUGUCUUUGGCACAAUGGACGCCCUUCGAGCGCCCAGUGGUCUUAGAGACAUGUCGCCUCCAGAUCGCAAGCCUUCUGAUGGUAAACCAUCCCUUACAGUCACGCCAGGAGAAGAGACCCUAGUCAGAAUCAAUAAAGAGACAAUAAAGAAGGCUGUCGUCUCAGGUAUGAGCAGUAUGGGAGUCACGAAGACACACCUCGACUUCAAAGAAAUAUAUCAGUGUGUGACUAGGGGGAUUGUACUAGCUUUUCGACACAAAAUGCAAACUCAGCGGGUCGAGCGAGAAGAGGUUCGACCAUAUGUUGCCAAACACCUAGAGAUGUACAUCAUACACGACGUAAUACAAGACACGAAAUGACAAGAAAUAGAAUAAGUGGGCCAGACAGCGAACAAUCACAAAUUCGUCUUGUCCAGGAUAGUACCAGGAUUCUCAUAAUCGGCUACCGUCCCAGCGUUUUCAGGAGUAUCCGUUUGAUCGUCACUUUCGGUCUUUGGGACUUCGGAGCGGUUCCCCAGCUUCUCGUCUGAGUCCUUUACUGUUUCUCUCAAUGGUGUCUCCCCAGUAUUGGAAGAUUCUGCAAGCUCCAGAUUUACCACCUUGACAUGCUCCUCAGAUAUUUUGAGGGUCUUCUCGACUUCUUUAGUGAGAGCUUCCACCUCCCGGGAAAGUUUUUCGUCUUUCGAUUCCUCCGUCGUGGCAAGGGAUUUUCCUUUGCUUUCCGCUUCACUGUCUCUUUCCACGAGAUCUCCCGUUACUUCCCAUAGAGCUUCUAGCUCGUC